Molossus molossus (Pallas's mastiff bat) is the source of this 5440-nucleotide messenger RNA. RefSeq names its product O-linked N-acetylglucosamine (GlcNAc) transferase (gene OGT). The transcript is spliced from 22 exons. Gene Ontology annotation, biological process: protein O-linked glycosylation. Gene Ontology annotation, molecular function: protein N-acetylglucosaminyltransferase activity; protein binding. Lineage: Eukaryota; Metazoa; Chordata; Mammalia; Chiroptera; Molossidae. The record is from RefSeq and is a predicted model, not a curated record. Bases 210 to 3350 code for a protein of 1046 amino acids.
GUCGUCGCCGCCAUUUCAAGACCGUGAGAGUCGAUGGCCAACCAGAGCCCCUAAGGUUGGAAGCCUGUACGUGCUGCCGCCGCCCCAGCCCGCCCAGGCCCUGGUCCGGCCGCUGCCCUCGCAGUCCUACCUCUCGAAACGUCUUGCGAGUCUUGGUGGCGCAGCGGGACCCCCUCACCCGCUCCUCGCUCUCCCUCCAGAAGCUCCAGAUGGCGUCUUCCGUGGGCAACGUGGCCGACAGCACAGAACCAACGAAACGUAUGCUUUCCUUCCAAGGGUUAGCUGAGUUGGCACAUCGGGAAUAUCAGGCAGGAGAUUUUGAGGCAGCCGAGAGGCACUGCAUGCAGCUCUGGAGACAAGAGCCGGACAAUACCGGUGUGCUUUUAUUACUUUCGUCUAUACACUUCCAGUGUCGCAGGCUGGACAGAUCUGCUCACUUUAGCACUCUGGCAAUUAAACAGAACCCCCUUCUGGCAGAAGCCUAUUCAAACCUGGGCAACGUGUACAAGGAAAGAGGACAGUUGCAGGAAGCGAUUGAGCAUUACCGGCAUGCAUUGCGUCUCAAGCCAGAUUUCAUCGAUGGUUACAUUAACCUGGCAGCCGCAUUGGUGGCAGCAGGUGACAUGGAAGGGGCAGUCCAAGCUUACGUCUCUGCUCUUCAGUACAAUCCUGAUUUGUACUGUGUUCGCAGUGACCUGGGGAACCUGCUUAAAGCCCUGGGUCGCUUGGAAGAAGCCAAGGCAUGUUAUUUGAAAGCAAUUGAGACGCAACCGAACUUUGCAGUAGCUUGGAGUAAUCUUGGCUGUGUUUUCAAUGCACAAGGGGAAAUUUGGCUUGCAAUUCAUCACUUUGAAAAGGCUGUCACAUUGGAUCCCAAUUUUUUGGAUGCUUAUAUUAAUUUAGGCAAUGUCUUGAAAGAGGCACGGAUUUUUGACAGAGCUGUGGCGGCUUACCUUCGUGCCCUAAGCUUGAGUCCAAAUCAUGCAGUGGUACACGGCAACCUGGCUUGUGUAUACUAUGAGCAAGGCCUCAUAGAUCUGGCAAUAGACACCUACAGGCGAGCUAUUGAACUGCAACCACACUUCCCCGAUGCUUACUGCAACCUAGCCAAUGCUCUCAAAGAGAAGGGCAGUGUUGCUGAAGCAGAAGAUUGUUAUAAUACAGCUCUCCGGCUGUGUCCCACCCAUGCAGACUCGCUGAACAACUUAGCCAAUAUCAAACGAGAACAGGGAAACAUUGAAGAGGCAGUUCGCUUGUAUCGCAAAGCAUUAGAAGUCUUCCCCGAGUUUGCCGCUGCCCAUUCAAAUUUAGCCAGUGUCCUGCAGCAGCAGGGGAAACUGCAGGAAGCUCUCAUGCAUUACAAGGAGGCUAUUCGGAUCAGCCCCACCUUCGCCGAUGCCUACUCGAACAUGGGAAACACGCUGAAGGAGAUGCAGGACGUGCAGGGCGCCUUGCAGUGCUACACCCGAGCCAUUCAGAUCAACCCUGCGUUCGCAGACGCCCACAGCAACCUGGCUUCCAUUCACAAGGAUUCGGGGAACAUUCCGGAAGCAAUAGCCUCUUACCGCACUGCUCUGAAACUUAAACCUGAUUUUCCUGAUGCUUACUGCAACUUGGCUCAUUGCCUGCAGAUUGUCUGUGAUUGGACAGACUAUGACGAGCGAAUGAAGAAGCUGGUCAGCAUUGUGGCUGACCAGUUAGAGAAGAACAGGUUGCCCUCCGUGCACCCACAUCACAGUAUGCUGUACCCUCUCUCGCAUGGCUUUAGGAAGGCCAUUGCUGAGAGGCAUGGGAACCUCUGCUUGGACAAGAUCAAUGUCCUUCAUAAGCCACCAUAUGAACAUCCGAAGGAUCUGAAGCUCAGUGAUGGUCGACUGCGUGUAGGAUAUGUGAGUUCUGACUUUGGGAACCAUCCUACUUCCCACCUCAUGCAGUCCAUCCCAGGCAUGCACAAUCCUGAUAAAUUCGAGGUGUUCUGCUAUGCCCUGAGCCCAGAUGAUGGCACGAACUUCCGAGUGAAGGUCAUGGCAGAAGCCAAUCACUUCAUUGAUCUUUCCCAGAUUCCAUGCAACGGAAAAGCAGCUGAUCGGAUCCAUCAGGAUGGUAUACACAUCCUUGUGAAUAUGAAUGGUUAUACCAAGGGGGCUCGAAAUGAACUCUUUGCUCUCAGGCCAGCUCCUAUUCAGGCAAUGUGGCUGGGAUACCCUGGAACUAGUGGGGCGCUUUUCAUGGAUUAUAUCAUCACCGAUCAGGAAACCUCACCAGCUGAAGUUGCUGAGCAGUAUUCUGAGAAACUGGCGUAUAUGCCUCAUACUUUCUUUAUUGGUGAUCACGCUAAUAUGUUUCCUCAUCUGAAGAAAAAAGCAGUCAUCGAUUUUAAGUCCAACGGGCACAUUUACGACAAUCGGAUUGUUCUGAACGGCAUCGACCUCAAAGCAUUUCUUGAUAGUUUACCAGAUGUGAAAAUUGUCAAGAUGAAAUGUCCUGAUGGAGGAGACAAUGCAGACAGCAGUAAUACCGCUCUGAACAUGCCGGUUAUUCCUAUGAAUACGAUUGCAGAAGCCGUUAUUGAAAUGAUUAACAGAGGCCAAAUUCAGAUAACAAUUAACGGAUUCAGUAUUAGCAAUGGACUGGCAACUACCCAGAUCAAUAAUAAGGCUGCCACUGGAGAGGAGGUUCCCCGUACCAUUAUUGUAACCACACGUUCUCAGUACGGCUUACCAGAAGAUGCCAUUGUGUAUUGUAACUUCAAUCAGUUAUAUAAAAUUGACCCUUCUACUUUGCAGAUGUGGGCAAAUAUUCUGAAGCGUGUUCCCAACAGUGUGCUGUGGCUAUUGCGGUUUCCUGCGGUGGGCGAACCUAAUAUCCAACAGUACGCACAGAACAUGGGCCUCCCCCAGAACCGCAUAAUUUUCUCACCUGUCGCCCCUAAAGAGGAGCACGUCAGGAGAGGCCAGCUGGCUGAUGUCUGCCUAGACACUCCACUCUGUAACGGCCACACCACAGGAAUGGAUGUCCUGUGGGCUGGGACACCCAUGGUAACUAUGCCAGGAGAGACUCUUGCUUCUCGAGUUGCGGCUUCCCAGCUCACCUGUUUAGGUUGUCUUGAGCUUAUUGCUAAAAAUAGACAAGAAUAUGAAGACAUAGCUGUGAAACUGGGCACCGAUCUAGAAUACCUGAAGAAAAUUCGUGGCAAAGUCUGGAAGCAGAGAAUAUCUAGCCCUCUGUUCAACACCAAACAGUACACAAUGGAACUAGAGCGGCUCUAUCUACAGAUGUGGGAGCAUUAUGCAGCUGGCAACAAACCCGAUCACAUGAUUAAGCCUGUCGAGGUCACUGAGUCGGCCUAAUGACGGUGCACGCAGGAGAAUGACCCCUCUACCUGAGCCUCAACCUUCAGGAAAGGGAACUCGAAAAUGUGCUUCUUACUUCCCUGUAUAGUAUGUUGCAGAUGGGUGACAAAUAGUGAUAAUAGAAUAGCACAGCCAGAGUUGCUUCGUGCAUGAUAGGAAGAGACACAGGAGAUGGGAAACUGCUGUUCUCCACGGAAUCGCCCCCGAAUUUGGCAGCAACCCGACGGUGCAUAGAUCUGGAAGGUCUGCUCUCCCUUGGUCUUCAUGGGAUGGUCAGUGCGGAGGGGACACCCAGAUUGUCCGGCUGUUUUGAUUCCAUUGCUUGAUCGAGUCUUCGGGAUUAAUUUUUUCUUUAUAUUUUGGGUAUUGGAGCUUUUAAAAAUGUUUGGUUUCAGGUGAUUUUAUUCAUGUGAAGUGUAUAUGAUUCUCUUGAGAUAAGGCUUUAAGCUAAAAUGUUGCUCUUUGUUUUAGUUUCUGAACUCUACAGAUUAAUGGGAACUUCACUGGUGUAGUCUUUUUAUAGGUUUUAUAAACCACUUGAGCCUAUAUCAGUCGUUUGAGUGUCCGACGUAAUGAUUGGAGCUAUCAGUACUUUUUUGAUUUAGAUGAUGAUUCUAAUUUUUUUUUCUGGUCCAUUUCCUUCCCCUCCCCCUACUUUAAACUUUCUCCUGUAACUCAGCUAACAAAACCAAGUCUGAUUCAAAACAUCCCAGAGUGUUUCUCUAAAACACAUCAUCCAGUGCCAAAUGACAAUUUUAGGAAUAAUGUUAAUCAUGAAGGGCAGAGUUGUACUGUCAUUGACCAUAAUGCGGAUUUUUGGGGCCUAGUUUUGAUCUAUCUCACCAAUGUUUUCCCUCCGGCUGCCCCUCUAUGCUGCUUCCCGAGUGAUAGUGUGCGAUAAGGUUCUGACCUUCCUUUCUAAGGUUUGUGUUUUCUUUUAAGUGAGUCCUGUUCUUCCCAUUUCUGUCAGCAGAAAUGAAAUCCCAGGUAAGUAUAAGUAUUCAAAUAUUUGCUCACUCAGUUAAAGUUAUUGCGAAUACGUUAAAUAACUUUAAUCCAAAACAUGUUAUAGGUAAAAAGCUCUGAAGGACCAGGACCAGCUGUGUCUAUGAAUAAUUCUUUUUCAGGCCUUCUAGGGUAUUAAAUACUAACUGUCUUCUGGACUUGGUCUUGAAGUGUGUGGAUUCAGCCUUAGCAGUAGCCAGCUGCGCUGCUAGUUGAUGUGGAAUACAAAUUAGACUUCAGGCCAUCUGGAGCUUGAGUUCUUGCUAUUAAAGAUCAUAGGAAUAAAAUGAGUGCAUUUCAACACAUGAUGGAGGACUUGAGGCUUAAACAAACCAACAUAUGAACAUAUGUUUUGUCUUGCUGUGCUGCACUCCCGCUACCCAGUGACAGUAACAGGUCAUUUUUGUCUGCUAGUAGUGUCCUAGAUUAGAGUGUCUUCCCAAAGCACCAAGGCAGCGUGCUCCUUCUGUAGUCGCAGCUGAUGCCUGAAUGUAUCCUAGCUGACAAAUUCUCGAUUAAUAAGAACUUGAAUUUCUGAAAGUCUUACUGUUAACCAAAAUCUGAGCAAGGAGUCUCAAAUGUAACUUUUAGCCAGAAUUAUGUGUCGAUGAACUGUGUAUCUUUUAACAGUGUAAAUCAAGGAACAUCAGUUUAGGGAUUUCUUAAUUUAUUUUUUACCUGAUUGAAAUAUUAAAGGUCGCCGGCAUGGUUGCAGCUAAACUGAUGUCUGGAAUUCACCAAACUACUUAAUGUGGAUUAGAAAGAUAUACUUCUAGUGCCCUCGAGGCUGUGCUCUGACAGCCGUUUUACAUAGCACAUCGUUCCUCCGAUAGGGAUGAACUUUUUCCUGGCACGAAAGUAGCCGCUCUGGUUAAAGCUUUGCUCGUUGUAACAGGCUUUGGUUUCCGGGUUACAUGUCUAUGGAAAACUUAAUUAUGAAUAGAGAUAUUGAUAUUACUGGAAACUAAUUGUUUUUUCUAUUAUGCUCUGCUUUAUCAAAAAAAGUAAAACAUUUAAAUUGUGCUAAGGAAAUCAGAUGUUGUCUUGUGAUCUUUAAAUAAUAAACGAAUGAUUUGCCCUUA